This is a messenger RNA of Euleptes europaea (tarantolino), 1359 nucleotides long. RefSeq names its product monocarboxylate transporter 13-like. NCBI's taxonomy places the organism in Eukaryota, Metazoa, Chordata, Lepidosauria, Squamata, Sphaerodactylidae. Gene Ontology annotation, biological process: transmembrane transport; monocarboxylic acid transport. The transcript has 4 exons. The coding region runs from base 1 to 1359 and encodes 452 amino acids. Gene Ontology annotation, molecular function: monocarboxylic acid transmembrane transporter activity. The record is from RefSeq and is a predicted model, not a curated record.
AUGCCCCGCCACGUGCAUGCCGUGGCCCCAGACGGUGGCUGGGGAUGGAUGGUUGUUCUGGCAGGCUUUGUGCAGACAGCCCUGGUCUUUGGGAUGAUCCGCUCUUUCGGGGUCUUCUUUGUGGAGUUUGUAGAAUAUUUCAGGGCGCCCUCUAGCACCGUCUCCUGGAUCAUGUCCCUUGGGGUCGCCGUCCUUCAGUUUGCAAGUCCAGUGGGAAGUGCUCUCAGUACCUGCUAUGGGGCACGGCCAGUAGUCAUGAUCGGUGGGCUCCUCUCCGGGCUGGGUUUGCUGCUGGCCUCCUUCUCCGUCCACCUGACUCACCUUUACCUGACCAUCGGCCUGCUUGCAGGGUUCGGCUGGGCCCUCGUCUUCACCCCUUCCAUGGCCACCGUGUCUCAUUAUUUUGAGAAGCGCCGAACGCUGGCCAUGGGCUUGACUGUUUCAGGGGCUGGUGUCUCGUCCCUGGCCUUUUCCCCACUCUUCCAGUUCCUGCUGGACUCAUAUGGCUGGCGAGGCGCGCUCAUGGUGGUGGCAGGAAUGUCUCUGAACUUGGUAGCAUCCGGGGCUCUCCUGCGGCCCUUGGUCUUGGAAGGAGACCAAGUGCGCAAAGGCCAGGCGGCAGCUUCAAAAUGGCCCGCGACUCUCGCCACGCUCUUCAGCCUGGAGCUCCUGUACCACGGACCUUUCAUGUGUUACGUCUUGGCUUUCGUCCUGGUAGAUGCGGGGUACUUCAUCCCCUACGCGCAUUUGGUGGCCCACGCAAGAGAGGUGGGAUGUGACGAGUACCAAGCCGCCCUCAUUAUGUCGGUGGCUGCCGUCGCGGACAUGUGUGGCCGAAUCUUUGCUGGUUGGCUUGCUGAUUCUGGGGUCUUUGGCCGCCCCCUCCACAACCUGACUCUUUGGACCAUCUUAACUGGGGUGUCUCUUGCUCUGUUGCCCCUGGGGCACAGUUACAUCUCACUCGUGUUUCUGGGCAUCUGCUACGGGUUCUUUGCUGGGGCCCUUGUGCCUCUCCAGUUCUCUAGCCUGAUAGAAAUUGUGGGCACUGGACGCAUGCUUGGGGCUAUCGGGCUCAUGCACAUGCUGGAGAGCAUGGGGGCUUUGCUGGGGACCCCGCUUUCAGGGUGGCUGAGGGACCUCACGGGGAACUAUGCUGCCUCCUUCAUCACGGCUGGCGCCUUCCUCUUGGCCAGUAGCUUGAUCCUGGCCACGCUCCCAAACUAUUUCUCCUGCUCUAGGCCGUCGGAAGCCAAGGAGGAGGGUGCACUAAGGCCUCAAGACCAGGAUGCCUUGGAGUUAGGGGAGUUACCACAACAGGACAGAGAACUUUCACAGCUGGAGGCAAAGAGAGAGAAGUAA